ACCUCAACCAAACACGUCCUAAAACUUGAAAGAUCAAAACGGAGAUUAAUUUAGUUUAGUUUGGGACCAAAUCAGAGAUUUAUGCCAAAGUUGAGUGACCCAAAAUUGAGCUUUAACCAAUUUAAUUCACAGAUCCGAACAAUUCCAACUGAGGGGAAACUUCCCACGCCUCCGGGCCACCACCGUACGCCCCUCACUACCUACUUCAAUUUCUCUGAACUCUAUUAUCAUUCCGUCUCCAGUCUGGCACCGGAGAGAGCAAAAAUGGGGUUAGAGAUUGUGGAGCCAAACACUUGUUUCCGUGGUUGCUGCACCAGCAACUCCAUUCCUCUUCACCUUCCUCCCUCAUCUUACAAGCUCCUCUCCCCAAUUGCCAGAGGCGGGGAGAGUGUGGUUUAUGAAGCAAUAUUGGAUGGCAGGAAGGUUGCUGUUAAGAAACCCAUCUUGUCUACUUCGGAGGAGUUGGAUAAAUUUCAUAGGGAGCUGCAGCUCUUAUGCAAGCUGGAUCAUCCUGGAAUAGCUACACUUGUUGCGGCGCAUGCCAAGCCACCCAAUUACAUGUUCUUCUUUGAAUUUUAUGAAUCAAGUAAUCUAGCACAUAAAUUGCAUGUGGAAGAAUGGACUCCAAAUGUUGAUCAGGCGCUUAUGAUCACAGCUCAGUUAGCCAAGGCCUUGCAAUACCUGCAUAACCAUGGAAUUGUUCAUAGGGAUGUCAAGCCAGCUAAUUUCCUUGUAAUUUUCUUCUAUAAGAUCCUGAUUUCUUUCCUUGAUCUACUGCUUGACCUUGGUCUUGACAGAAACCUUUCUGCAUACCUAGCAGACUUUGGUCUGGCAGAAUACAAGAAGGAUCUUACAUGUAUCUCUACAGAGAACUGGAGAUCAACUGGCAAGCCGACUGGUGGUUUCCACAAAAAGAAUAUGGUUGGCACACUCAUUUAUAUGGCACCUGAGAUAUUGAAGAAGGAAAUACACACUGAAAAGUCAGAUGUCUAUAGCUUUGGAAUUUCCAUCAAUGAACUUUUGACUGGCACCGUCCCAUACACUGAUCUUCAAGCAGAAGCUCAGGCCCACACUGUUCUGGAGAUGAGCUACACUGAGCAGCAACUUACUUCUGCUGUGGUUGCUGAGGGACUGCGACCUGUUCUUUCUGGCCUUGGAUCAGGUGUGCCGGAAAGUUUGUUGUCUCUCAUACAGGGUUGUUGGGAUGCAGAUCCUCAAAAUAGACCCUCAUUUAAUGAUAUUGUUUUGGAACUAGAUACAAUUUUAGAACACAGAAAGAAAAUGAAAAAGGAAGAUAUUUACCUUUCUAACUCCUCCAUUUCUCAUGGUGACAAGCCCACAAAUAGUGUUAACAACAUUCAAACCUAUCAGGAGAGUAUAAACUGGUCCACACAGGGAGAAUAUUUUACCAGACAAGCUUCUGCUCCUGUUGUUUCUGCAUUAAGAAUGUGGCUUGAUUCUUGCAAUGAUCCUGGGGCCUACCAUCCAGAACUUUCAUGGGGAUCCUUUGCUACAUGUGGGAGAAGGGAGAAGAUGGAGGAUACACAUUUCCUUAUGCCUUAUAUGUGCAAUGAGAAAGAUAUCCACGUUUUUGGCAUCUUUGAUGGUCAUAGAGGUAUGCUGGCCUCUGGUGUGAAAUACUAGAGCACUAGGUACCAUAUAUAUGGAAGAACCUCUUCACAUGGUGACUAUAGCUUAUUGGUGAUUGUUCUGGUAACCAUAAUUUAUCCAAAUAGUAUGCUUCAUCAUCUAUAGUGAAGUGGUUUUGGUGGGGAAGGAGACAGGAGAGAGAUAUAGUUUUCUUUUUAGAAAAACUUUCAUAUAAAUUCAUUCAGAAAUGCAUGUGAUUUUUUCUUAGAACUUACAUUGAUCGCUUCAUUUUCUCUCUCAUUGAUUCUGUAGAUAGCCUUAAGAGUAAGGGUCUUGUUUGGAGGUGUCUUCUUAGACAUUUGGGGAAUGGAUUCUGUAUCCAAUUUAUAAUUUAAACUCAAACAGAAAACUAGUAUUUGUCCUUUUCUUUUUUCAAAUUGAUGUGACAGUUGCAUUAGUUGCAU
Rubroshorea leprosula is the source of this 2054-nucleotide messenger RNA. The record is from the annotation of a GenBank genome assembly. Lineage: Eukaryota; Viridiplantae; Streptophyta; Magnoliopsida; Malvales; Dipterocarpaceae.